Messenger RNA from Papaver somniferum (opium poppy), 3621 nucleotides. RefSeq names its product activating signal cointegrator 1 complex subunit 2-like. NCBI's taxonomy places the organism in Eukaryota, Viridiplantae, Streptophyta, Magnoliopsida, Ranunculales, Papaveraceae. The coding region runs from base 469 to 3483 and encodes 1004 amino acids. Gene Ontology annotation, molecular function: ubiquitin binding. The record is from RefSeq and is a predicted model, not a curated record. The transcript has 9 exons.
CAAAACUUUUUUCUGCAACUUUCUCUUUGUCUCUGUCACUUUGCUAGAAAGAUAUGUGAUUGGCAUGAGCCCAAAGCAUCUACUUUUAUAGGCUAAAGUAACUUGAAUCUCAAGUUUGGAUUGCAAUUUCGAAACUGGUUAGGAUAUGGAAACUGUCUAUCCGAUGCUCGAACGGUUUAGCCUGCUUUCUAAUAUUUGUACUGGACAUUCCCAGCUAAUACCGGCUUGCUAGAUGUCCAGAUCCUUCGAAAAAGCCCACUUUGUAACAAAAUUUAUCAGAUUAUAUCCCGAAAGUGAUUCUUUUUUUCUUCAAUUUAGCCUAUUUUUAGACAAUAAAUCAUUCGAGUCUUGACCAACUGUACCCGUGGUGCCCAAGCCAAACUCUCUCUCUAAAAUACCCCCAGACUCCUUCACUCGAUCUCUGAAAGGGGAAGAAGAACUCAAAAGGUAAAGCAAACCAGAGAAAAAAUGUCGUCUCGAUCGAGUAGAGGGGGAUUCAACAAUAAAUCUCAGCAAAAAUAUGUACCCAAAAAUCAGAAUUCAAAUUCGAGUUCAUCUUCUUCCAAUCCACCUCCACUCACAACUUCUCUAAGAGAAAUUCAUACAUCAACUUCUUCCUCUUCUGCUUCGACUUCAAAUUCUAGGGUUAAAAUUGGGGAUAAUGGAAAGGAUUGGGUUGCUAAACAAAGUGGUAGUGCUGGUGGUGGUAAUUAUGUACUUUACUUGCCACAAGAUGAAGCUAUUGCUUCUGGAUUAGGUGCUGAACAUGGAGCUUCGGAUCCUGUUGAGUCUCAAAGAGCUGUGGACCUUCUUAAUAGAGAGUUGUCUAGGUUGCUUAAGUCAAAACCUAGAGAUUUCUGGAAAGAAGUUGCCAGCGAUACUUCGUUGCAUGAAUUUCUGGACAGCUUUUUAAAGUUUAGGAAUAGAUGGUAUGACUUUCAGCAUCAUGGAGCCAAGGGAAUAGUGGCUGGAGUCAUUGUUGGGGAGUUUGAGUUAAGCCGUCGUGUUUUCAUGGUUUUGUACCGCAUAUCUUCCAACAAGGACCCUGGAGCCGUUUCCUCUGAUAGCCUGAGCCCGAAAGAGCAUGGAGCCCUUCUGCAGGAAAAAAAACUGCUUGACGUGCCAAAGUUAAUAGAUAUCUGUGCCAUAUAUGGACAUGAAAAUGAGGAGCUGACCAAUUUAUUGGUUAUGAAUGCUGUGAAAGCUCAGCCAAGUCUUCAUGAAAAUCUAACAUCAGUUGUCUCUCGCUUCCUGCACAUUACAUACACUACGCAUCAGCGCUGCAACUCAUCACUAGAGGCUCGAUUUUCCUCUGGACAGUCUGGAGGUGCUGAAGAUAUUGACUGUCGUCUCAUUUCAGAUUUGUCAGAGGUAAUGGACCUCCUAAAUGAUGCAGUUGUAUCACUUGAUGCUUUUGUUAAUGCAUACAAACCUGCAGCAUUGUACUUUUCUUGUGCCGCUGAAGUGAGUGAUGGAAAUGGGGAACUGCUCAGUACCCUGGCAAGAUUGCAUGAUUCACUGUUACCAUCUUUACAAAAAGGCCUUAGACAUAUUUUUUCAUCUGGAACGAAGGAGACUCAAGACUCAAUUAGUGACAAACUUCCAAAUCUUGCCAUUGGUUUGAAGAUGCUGUCGGUCAGACUCGUUAGUUUGGGUUGGAAACUACUAGAGUCCUGUUACUUGAGUGAUGAAUUGUUUGAAGGGAGCCUUCCUCUUCCCCAUCUCACAAAGAUGUUUCCUGCUAAAGUUGAUGAUCCUGGAAUCAGAGGGGACAUAUUGGUUCAAACAUUCAAAGAACUUAAUGAAGAAGUUUCGCACCAUUUCUGGGAGAACAAGAACAGUGGGACAUUUCUUCAGAAUGUUGAUAAGUAUUACAAGAUAUUAAGCAGACUCAACGACCUCCGAUCUCUAGGAUGGAUUUUCAUUGAUGAAGAACAGUUUCAGUAUAUAUCUCUUAUCGCGGCGCCUAAUUUUCCACCCCAGACUAUGAAUAAUAGGGAGUCUGUGCCAAUUACUACGGGUAAAAGCAUGCAUAUGGAUGACGAUGCUGCAGUUACAGAGUCCAAGAUCAGUCAAGUAAAAGACCUUUUCCCUGAUUAUGGGAAAGGCUUUCUUGCUGCCUGUCUUGAAGUCUAUAACCAUGAUCCAGAAGAGGUGAUUCAGAGAAUAUUAGAAGGAACUCUUCAUGAAGAUCUACAAUCCCUGGAUAUUUCAUUGGAGACAAUGCCAACCCCCAAGUCUUCUCUAUCUAAGAGCAGGAAUGACAAAGGCAAAGGAAUUCUUAUAGAACAUACUAGCAAAACCUCUACAAAUGUUGUCAGUCAAGUGCAGGAACAGCGCCCUGAAGUAUCUUUAUCUUCAUUUGGGCGAUUCACCAGAAAGUCCAGGGUUGAUUCCAUAAACUCCAAACCCCUGGAUUUGAGAGUUGACAAAGACACUGCUAAGGCUGCAAUUCUUGCUUCACAAUACGAAUAUGAAGAUGAGUACGAUGACUCUUUCGAUGAUUUGGGUUUGAGUUUUGUAGAACCUGGGUUUGAAGAGACGGAGACUUUGAGAGAUAGAAUUAGCUCAUCCAUCCCAGAAAAAUCUUUGGGAGGAGACAUCGAAAGACCUGGCCAAAGUAAAUCCGCUGGUGGUGCAAAAUGGAAUACCAAGAAGACCCCUCAAUUCUAUGUCAAAGAUGGGAAGAACUACAGCUACAAAGUUUCAGGUUCAGUUGCAGUGGCAAAUUCUCAGGAAGCUGCAUUACUAACUCAAACCCAAAAAGAAACGAUUCAUGGGCUUGGACGUGGUGGUAACCUUCCAGUUGGGGCAGUAAAAGUGAUGAACGAGUUAAAUCACCACCAGCAGAAACAGUCGGAGGAAGGUAGAAAUCCACCAAAUACGUGGGGCAGGGGGAAAAGAGGAGGUGGUGCUAAUCCCCAUCAACAAGACUCCAGAGGUGGGGAUACAAGAGAAAGCGGAAAUCUAGAUAACAUCAGUAUGGGGAGGGGAGGAAGAGGAGGUGGUGCUAAUCAACAUCAACACGGUUCUAGAGUAAGUAAUUCCGAAUCAAGUGGAAGUUCUGAAAACUUCAGUAGAGGGAGGGGAGGAAAAGCUGGUGGUGGUGGAGGUAAUCACUAUCAGCAUCAACAGGGAUCUAGAGUAAGCGGUCCAGAAGAAAGCGGAAACUCGGAAAAUUUCGGUAAGGGAAGAGGAGGUGGUGCUAAUCACAAUCAGCAUCAACAAGGUUCUAGAGCAAGCCGUCCCGAAGAAAGUGGAAAUUCAGAAAACGUAAGUGGGAGUAGGGGAAGAGGAAGAGGAGGCGGUUCCAAUCACAAUCAGCAACAGCAGGACUCUGAAUUUGAGGAUUCAGGGGAAAAUGGAAAUGCAGAAAUCCGUAGCAGUGGUAGAGGUAGAGGAGGAAGAAGAGGAGGGGGCAGGCACAAUCACUACAGGAAGGAUCAGGCGAUGAAGAAGCACUUUUCUGGAUUAGGUCUUUGACUUUAACUAUGGAGUUUUACAAAUUCACUUCCAUUUCUGAAAUUUUGUUAGGCGCCCACGAGAUUUUUUUCUUUUCUGGAAGUUAGCAUUGUGUCAAAUGGAAUAUACUACUUCGGGAGAAAGAUGUUUUUCUUUUCU